AUGAACACCGCCGGCGCGGUCGUCCUCGCCAUCGUCCUGCUACUCCUAACAGUAGGCAUCGGCUGGGUCAUCUUCACGCGCGUCCGCGCCUCCCAGCUCGGCGUAAGGGUGGUAUCUUCGGGCUGGUUCUCCGACACAUUCCACCUCAACGGCCCCGGUGGCGGCUGCAACGCGCGCACCGCUCCGGGGGCCUUCGAGGGCCCCAAGUCUUCGGGGCCGGGGUUGUAUAACGCGGCAUAUGUCAACGGUGGUGGGAGUGGGGGGGGGAUCGGGUCUAGAAAAGGAUAUGACCCGUGGGAUUCGAGGGUGGGUGGGUAUAACCCGUAUGAGGAGGAGAGGGAGCUGGGGUUGGUGCCGCCUGGUGGUGGGAGCGGGGGUGGGGAGGGGUAUGCGAUGAAUUUGGCGGUGGCGCCGGGGGGGUCGACGGGGGUGCCGGCGGUGGGUGGUGGUGACGGUGGUGGUGGGGAGGAGGAGAGGCGUGGUCGGCCGCGCAGUCGGUCGCCGGGUCCGGGGCAGGGGCAGGGCGUUGGUGCUGCUGCUGCUGUGAGGGAUCCAUUUGGUGAUGGCGCCGAGCCGAGUAACUUGAGCUUGCGCGGGGUUAGUCCGAGGCCGAUGGAUGAUGGCGCGUCGUUUGCGGCGAGGAAGGCUGCGAAAAGGGAGGAGGAUCGGAGGUCCAUGUUCCGGGAGGAGGUUUGA
This is a messenger RNA of Chaetomium globosum CBS 148.51, 696 nucleotides long. RefSeq lists its product as uncharacterized. Bases 1 to 696 code for a protein of 231 amino acids. The transcript is spliced from 2 exons. Lineage: Eukaryota; Fungi; Ascomycota; Sordariomycetes; Sordariales; Chaetomiaceae. The record is from RefSeq and is a predicted model, not a curated record.